CGACUAUAUUAAAAUUAGCUACAUAUUUUUAUCUUAGAGUUUUAAUUAAUUAUUUACCAGAUGCUUCUAAUUAUUUUAGCCCUAUGGUUCAAACUAUUGCAAUAAUUUCUAUAAUCUAUGCUAGUUUUGCUACAAUAGUUCAAGAAGAUACUAAAAGACUUAUUGCUUAUUCUUCUGUGGCUCAUAUGGGAGUUGUUGUUUUAGGUUUAUUUUCUAAUACUUUACACGGAAUAGAAGGAGCUAUUUUAUUAUCUUUAGCUCAUGGAUGAGUUAGUCCUGCAUUAUUUAUUUGUGUGGGUGGUAUUAUUUAUGAUAGAACAGGUACUCGUAUUAUUUACUAUAUUAGAGGUUUGGCUAAUAUGAUGCCUAUUUUUACAAUUAUGUUCUUUAUUUUUACUUUAGCUAAUACUGGUAUUCCUUUAUCUCUAAAUUUUCUAGGAGAACAAUUAGCCUUAAUGGGUAUUUGAGAAAUAAACCCUAUUGUUGCUGCGUUAGGUGCUUCGGGUAUUUUACUUAGUGCAUGUUAUAGUUUAUUUUUAAUGAAUAGACUUUCUUACGGUGACUACUCACCUUAUUUAUAUCCCGUUAAAGAUUUAAAUAGAAGAGAGUAUCAUUUAUUAUUAACUCUUAUGAUACCUACUUUUUUCUUUGGGUUAUUUCCAAAUAUAAUAUUAGAUGGGUUACAUAUGGUAAGUACUAAUUUAUUAUAUAAUUAAUUCUAAAUUAAAUAACAGGAAGGUGCCCGCCUCCUUCUGCGUAGCUGGAUUGCUUUAGCGCCAAGGGAGUAAUAUGAGUAGAGAACGGUAUAUGAGUAGAGAGCUCCUUUUGCAGUCGCGAAGCGCGAGCGAACCUCUAUUACGUACCUCAACCUGACGCCUCGG
Messenger RNA from Mycena citricolor, 881 nucleotides. Lineage: Eukaryota; Fungi; Basidiomycota; Agaricomycetes; Agaricales; Mycenaceae. The record is from the annotation of a GenBank genome assembly.